Molecule: messenger RNA, 900 nt
Organism: Miscanthus lutarioriparius
Lineage: Eukaryota; Viridiplantae; Streptophyta; Magnoliopsida; Poales; Poaceae
Source: the annotation of a GenBank genome assembly
AUGAUGGAAUCAGUCGCCACCGCCACUACCAUUGCCUGUGAGAUUGCACGCCUGCCAGUGGACCUCAUCUCGGCGUUGAUUGCCCGUACUGGGCCACGGGACGCCUGCCGCGCUGCGGUUGUCUCACCGACCUUCCACACUGCAGCGGACUCUGACAUUGUCUGGAACUCCUUCCUACCGUCCAACCUCCCACUGUCGGCCCUUGGGGAGCUCUCUCCACUGGCACCGUCCAAGAAGGCAUUGUUCAUGCAGCUCUUCGAUGGCCCAGUCCUCCUUGCCGAUGGCCUCACAAGCAUCUGGCUGGACAAGGAAACCGGCGCCAUGUGCUACAUGCUGUCUGCAAGGAAGCUAAACAUUGAUUGGAGCGAGGUCCCUAUCGCUGGCUAUGGCUGGAUCCCUAUCAACUAUCGCUGGAUCCCAAUCACUGGCUCUAGGAUAUUCUCGGAUGCUGCCAAGUGCUGGAGUGGCCUUCGGAUGGAAAUACAUGGCAAGAUCAACAGUAGCAUGCUGUCCAAGCACACAACAUAUACUGCUUACAUUGUGCUGGGGGUAGAUGACGGGUGCUGCUGUUUUGGUUCAUGCCAGAAGACGCCUGUCACUAUCAGCCUCGGAGGACGCAUGUCGACGCGCGACGUUCUCCUGGAUAGCCACGACCUCGAGCAUCUGCAUUCAUGGCAGAUGAGGCGUGGUGGUAUUUCCAGAGCGUGUGGUGCACUCCUUGGUUAUCCAAGGUUCUCUAGCCAAAGGGCUGAUGGGUGGAUGGAGCUGGAGUUGGGUGACUUCCACAGUGGUGAAGGUGACGACGGCGAGGUAUCCAUCAGUCUUGUGGACACAUCAUUCAGGAGAAGUGGUCUCAUUGUCCUGGGCAUAGAGAUCAUUGCUAAGGGGCAAGAGGCUUGA